Dermacentor silvarum is the source of this 402-nucleotide messenger RNA. RefSeq names its product protein krueppel-like. The record is from RefSeq and is a predicted model, not a curated record. Lineage: Eukaryota; Metazoa; Arthropoda; Arachnida; Ixodida; Ixodidae. Bases 1 to 402 code for a protein of 133 amino acids. The transcript is spliced from 2 exons.
AUGGCCACCAUCGUCGGUUCCAGAACCAAGGAUGCAGGCAGUGGGUCGGGGCCUCGGCUGGUGUGUCGCUACUGUGGCUACGUGUCGAGCAACGCCAGCUACCUCGCGCAUCACGAGCGGACGCACACGGGCGAGCGGCCCUUCCCUUGCCCCGUCUGUCCGAAGGCCUUCAACUGGAAGGUGGACCUCAAGCGCCACCUGCGCACCCACACCGGAGAGAAGCCCUUUCCGUGCACCCUGUGCGGCCGCUCGUUCCGCAUCCGCAGCCACCUGACGGGACACCUGCGGUGCCACUCGACCGAGCGCCCCUUCCGGUGCACCAGGUGCCCCAUGCGUUUCACCCAGAGCAGCGGGUUGGCUCGACACAUGCAUGUGCACACUGAGGAGCCGCCUCCCGCCUAG